AAAUUAAAAUAAGUUCGAUUGUUUUAUCGUUAAAUAAUUAACAAUUCAGUGAAUAAAAAAAGCGGGAAUGUGUUUGUGGAAUUUGUUUUUCCAAAAUGGCUGACAAUUAAAUCAUUAAAAAUUUCAAUUAAACUGCGAGUGUAUAAACAAUUAAUUUUUCAUGUUUAAUCAUCAAAAUAUUGAUGAAAGUCACAAAUUAAUUAAUUAGUGCAGUGGUUUUCAAUAAAUCAAAUAACAAAUUCAGUGACGUGAUAAUAAAUGCAAGAUGCGAUAAUUUUGUUCAGUGCUAGUGUAAAGUGUUGCGAAUUGCUGAUAACUUCCAAGUUCCUGACCAAAAUCAUCUGGCAUCGUCUGGUGGGAAAUAGCAGUUAAGUGACGUUUGUUGAGCUGGAAUACACUUGGAGCAAUUUAAAUUAAAUCUCCAAGUGUAUUAGGACACCCUUCUGCAUAUUAUUUACCCACCAAGGGAUGCUCGAAGAUAAAAGAAGAGGUGAAAGACGAGUAGUACGAGUAGCCUGGAGGGCAAGAGAAGUCGUGGAAUAAAAUUUCAUCGACGUCGUUCUUCAUCUAGUUUCGCUCUGAUGCCGGAUGCGUCAGUCGUUUUGGUUACCCGUGCUUCACAAUGCUUUGCCAUCGCACCUUCGUCAGCCUGCUGACUGUUUUAGGUGUACCAAUAGUAGUGAGGGGCCUUGAACCAGACUUCCUGUAUCCUCUGGAAAAUGUAACUAUCCCGCAGGGUCGAGACGCAACAUUCACUUGUGUAGUGAACAACCUAGGCGGAUACAGGGUGAGUCCUUCUUCCUACACCAGUGGAGAUCACAGUGGCGCCAAAACCACCCGGGUAGCUUGGAUAAAAGCAGACUCAAAAGCAGUACUGGCAAUCCACGAGCACGUUAUCACAAAUAAUGCCCGUCUAUCUGUCACCCACAAUGACUAUAAUACGUGGACUCUGCAUAUAAAGAAUGCUAAGCAAGAGGAUCGUGGACUUUACAUGUGCCAAGUUAAUACUGAUCCUAUGAAAAGCCAGAGCGCUUUCUUGGAAGUGGUCAUACCUCCAGAUAUAAUAUCUGAAGAAACUUCCGGUGAUAUGAUGGUCCCUGAAGGCAGUUCAGCUAAACUGACGUGUAAAGCACGAGGUUACCCUAAGCCUGAAAUAAUAUGGAGACGAGAAGAUCGUGGUGAUAUUAUCGUCCGAGAUAUUAAUGGUGGAACUAAAACGAGACAAACUUCUGUCCAAGGCGAGAUAUUGAUUCUAACGAAGGUAACGAGAAGUGAAAUGGGGACUUAUAUGUGUAUAGCAAGUAACGGAGUGCCGCCAUCGGUCAGUAAACAGAUGAUGUUGCAUGUCAACUUUCAUCCGAUGAUUCAAGUUCCAAACCAGUUAGUUGGUGCACCUGCAGGAACAAACGUCACGCUAGUUUGUCAAGUGGAAGCUUCUCCAAAGGCUAUCAACUAUUGGACUCGCGAAACCGGCGAAAUGAUAAUAACUAAUCACAAGUAUACAAUGUCCGAAGAAAGGAUGUCUGAUUACAGUGUACAAAUGCGGUUAAUUAUACGUAAUUUACAGAAAAGUGAUUUAGGUGGCUACAAAUGUAUUUCAAAAAAUUCAAUCGGAGAAGCUGAAAGUAAUAUACGGCUCUACGAUAUGGAUUUAACCGAGCACUCGAGGAAAAACAACGAGGUGCCGAAUGAAGACGAUUCGAGUGAGUCACGCGAGCAUCAUGGACACAGGCUGAACCGCAUUUAUCAAGGAUCCCUUAGGGAAAGUGGUUCAACGCGGCGAACGCCCCUUGACACGGAAGGUACUUCAGCAGCCACAACUAUUAUCAAAAGUUUUCCAAAAUUAUAUAUUAUUUUAAUAAUCCACUGUACACUAAAUAUUAUCCAUACCGUAAUCACGUAAAUUACAAUUAAAAACACUAUUAAUAAUUUAAAUUAAAAUUCUAUUUAUAAUUAUAAAUAUAUAUAGAUGUAUAUAUAUAUAUUUAUCAUGUAAAACGCUCACGUGUUUUAUACAAGUGUUCAGCAUUGAAUAAUUGCAAUGGAGUGUGUGUAAAUUAAAUAGAACUUAACGUUAUUAAACUCCAAGCAGUAUUUGCUUCAUUAUAUGAAAGCAUUAUUGGCAAAAUUAAUCAAAUUAAUAAUUUGAUACUCAACUAAUUAAUUUAAUUAAAAAACAACAGUGCCAAAUAAUAAAAUAUAA
Messenger RNA from Microplitis mediator, 2203 nucleotides. Its product is annotated as lachesin-like. The transcript has 8 exons. The record is from RefSeq and is a predicted model, not a curated record. Gene Ontology annotation, cellular component: neuron projection. NCBI's taxonomy places the organism in Eukaryota, Metazoa, Arthropoda, Insecta, Hymenoptera, Braconidae. Bases 623 to 1903 code for a protein of 426 amino acids.